Molecule: messenger RNA, 634 nt
Organism: Gastrolobium bilobum
Lineage: Eukaryota; Viridiplantae; Streptophyta; Magnoliopsida; Fabales; Fabaceae
Product: probable histone H2B.3
Exons: 1
Coding region: 72-491 (139 amino acids)
Biological process (GO): nucleosome assembly
Cellular component (GO): nucleosome
Molecular function (GO): structural constituent of chromatin; DNA binding; protein heterodimerization activity
Source: RefSeq, a predicted model, not a curated record
CUCUCUCUAUUCACGUCUCUUCAUUGAAGAAGCCAAAUUCUUCCUUUACAACCAACCAGCCAAAACCAUAGAUGGCUCCUACAAAGGCCGAGAAGAAGCCAGCGGAGAAGAAACCCGCGGCGGAGAAAGCACCGGCGGAGAAGAAACUGAAGGCGGAGAAAAAGAUACCGAAGGAGGGAGGGAGCGACAAGAAGAAGAAGAGGGUGAAGAGGAGCACCGAGACGUACAAGAUAUACAUAUUCAAGGUGCUGAAGCAGGUGCACCCUGACAUUGGUGUCUCGAGCAAGGCAAUGGGGAUCAUGAACAGCUUCAUCAACGACAUCUUCGAGAAACUCGCUCAGGAAUCGUCGCGGUUGGCCAGGUAUAACAAGAAGCCAACCAUUACCUCUCGGGAGAUCCAAACCGCCGUGAGAUUGGUCCUUCCUGGCGAAUUGGCCAAACAUGCUGUCUCUGAAGGCACCAAGGCUGUCACCAAAUUCACCAGUUCUUGAUUCGUUUCUUUGGUUUUAUUUGUGAUCUAGGGUUUUCUUUCAACCCCAAUUUGAUCCGCAUCUAAUGAGGGUUUCUUUUAUCGAGGCUGGAGAUGUAAAAUGAAAGUUUUAAUUCGGAAUGAUGAUAUGAUUGUUUUCUCUAU